Mucor mucedo is the source of this 576-nucleotide messenger RNA. RefSeq lists its product as uncharacterized. The annotation marks the transcript as partial. The record is from RefSeq and is a predicted model, not a curated record. The transcript has a single exon. Lineage: Eukaryota; Fungi; Mucoromycota; Mucoromycetes; Mucorales; Mucoraceae.
AUGGUGAAGAAAAAAACCACAAAAAGACUUCCUAGUGAAAUCAAUUGGCUGCGUAAGAACAGCAACAACAACAUAACACACAUCGACUUUUUUAAUUUUUUCAAAACGUACGAUACAAGAAGAGUACAAAUACGCUUCUUAGCAAUAACCGAUUAUGUGGAGGAUGAGAAUCUGAAAAAAAAGCUAAAAGACAAUUACAACGUGUGGCGCAAGACAAAAGCUGCUAAAGACUUCUGGAAGCAAAGAAAUUUGGAAAUCAACCAAUUGAACGAUGGAAACUCUCCCCCUCGACCCCAAGAAAGUGACCAUGCUAGUUCUUCUGUAACCACAGCCAGUGCUUCAGCAACUACAACCACCACCGCCACAGUAGAUAGUGUCGAAACAAUUAGUUUUGAGGAUGCCAAAGCAAUAAUAGCCCAAGAUGUGAAAACGGAGCAUAGCUCAAAUAUGUAUUCAAAUUCUUUGUCACGAUUCAAGAGAGACGUAUAUGAAUCAAUGGAGGCUCCUCUUACCUAUGAGACUCACUUGCAACAACUACUUGCAUUCUCUGAUAUAAUCUACCUUGAGAAAAAUUCA